Molecule: messenger RNA, 1344 nt
Organism: Anopheles bellator
Lineage: Eukaryota; Metazoa; Arthropoda; Insecta; Diptera; Culicidae
Gene: galla-1
Product: MIP18 family protein galla-1
Exons: 4
Coding region: 72-650 (192 amino acids)
Source: RefSeq, a predicted model, not a curated record
ACAAAGUGACAGAUUGCAAGCUGUCAAAGCGUCGUGCUGCUCAAGGUCCAUACACUGCUUGCGGUGUGCUAAUGUUCGUGCGUGACUAUCCGAGAGCCUAUCCGAAAUUGCAGUUAGCACCGUGGAGAAAAAUGCUUUCCUUUUUUCGUAAGAAAACGGUAGAAAAUCUGCCCGUGGCACCGUCGAACAGCGUUUUCGGCCCAACGUCGGCGUCGAAAGAAGCGUUCGGCCCAACGAUACAGAACCUUGGCUACAGGAACAUCAGUGACCUGAAGGAAACGAUAUACGGGUUUUUGCGGACGAUCCGGGAUCCGGAAAAACCGAACACACUCGAGGACCUGCACGUAGUGUACGAGGAUGGAAUAUUUGUCACUGAACCCGCGCCCGGUCAAUCGCUCCUGGUACGGAUAGAAUUUAACCCGACCGUUCCGCACUGUUCCUUGGCCACGCUGAUUGGGUUGUGCAUACGAGUCAAAGUACAGCGCAGCCUCAGCCACUACGCCAAGCUGGACAUCUACAUCAAAAAGGGUGCACAUGCAACGGAAGACGAAAUUAACAAGCAGAUCAACGAUAAGGAGCGAAUAGCGGCGGCAAUGGAGAAUCCGAACCUGAAGGAGCUGGUGGAGAAUUGCAUUAAAGACGAGGAUUGAAAUGCCGAACUCUUCUCAAUCAGAUAGAAAACCUUGUGCAGUGCUUGCCGGCACUUGUGAACCUACCUUUUUGCUCGUUAAAAUAAAUAUUUUUCAUACAAUUCAAUGUCGUAUUCUCAAGUGGUUUCAUACAAUUUGGUAUCAAAAUCAAAAAUUCGAGCGAUACAGACGACUGAAGUUAACAAAAUGAAACGGUAGGGAACACAUUUUUCCAUUUGUGCGGUAUUUGUGCAUGAGAUCGUUUCGAAUCGUUUUCGUUAACUGGUCAUUGACAUUGGAGAUGGUAUUUAGUCGGGACCGGUCGGGAUAUUAUCGUUUCUGGCAAUGUAGUAGUGGACUUUUUACACAAAAGGUUGCAAGUUAGUAUAUCGUGUAGAGGCCAAAACUGGAAGCAAACACGAAUCGGUUGAAGCUGCUUUCAUCUCUUUCUAUAAUCAUCAUAGUGCACAUAGUUGUAUCUAAGCUCUGUAAAAUAAAGCUAUACUAGGCAGUUGCACCCGGCAUCGAGAUUAGUUUCAUUUGAACAUCCGGUGAAAGAACAUCUCUAGAAAGAGCUCUGGCAGCCUUUUCAAUUGUUAAAAAGCUAACCCGAAAUAACCUUUAUCCUUCUGUAACGAACCGCGCUGAAACCACGUGUUUUAACAAAAGAAGUGAAACCCUGGUGCUAAUAGUGCAUAAAAUAUUUCUUCUUAAU